Heterobasidion irregulare TC 32-1 is the source of this 719-nucleotide messenger RNA. RefSeq lists its product as uncharacterized. The coding region runs from base 41 to 460 and encodes 139 amino acids. The record is from RefSeq and is a predicted model, not a curated record. The transcript has a single exon. NCBI's taxonomy places the organism in Eukaryota, Fungi, Basidiomycota, Agaricomycetes, Russulales, Bondarzewiaceae.
CGCGAGCAAGGCGGCGGACGUAGAGUGGGCGGUGUGGCGCAUGGAGUGGGUCGAGGAGCGGUACCGCGAGCGCGCGGCGGCGUGGACUGUGCGCUGGGCGAACUUCGUCGAAGCCGUUGCGCAGGACCCGAGCACGGCGGAGGCGCGUGUGCCCGCUCGCGACCCCGAGUUCGACACCGCGGACUACGGCGUCGCGCCGGAUCGCAUCGCCAUGUUUGUCGCGGGCGUGGGGCCGGAGGAAGCGCGGCGCGUGGCGGCGCGCAUGCGGGGGGCGGCGGAGGCGGGCGUGGCGCGUGGCGCGAUUGGGCCUGAGGGCGCGGAGGAGAGCUGGCAGACGGCAGGCGGGCCGCCGUAUGGCGAGAUCACGCAGCUCGGGCGGUCCACGCGCGAGUCCAAGGCGGUGCACGCGCCGGACCUGUCGUACGGCCUCAAGGGCCUGGAGAUGUGGAACCCGUGGUGAAGGGUCGUGGUGCGCGCCGUGGGGGCGCACGGUAGGAUACUGUGGCGGCAUGGUUCAUUGGGUGGGGGACAGCCUUGUAUUGAUUUCACCUCUUUUCAUUUCAUCUAUCUCUUCUCGCUCUGGCCUAUCUUAUUUCUUUCGGACACUGAAUCUCUAUCCAUAUCUUUAUCUCGCUGCCGUGCGCUCUCGCACACUGUAUUCGAUACACUGCUCAAAAUCACAGCACCACUAGCCUUGCGGCUGCAUUAGCCUGCUCUUC